AUGCCCGCCAUACUAGAAGACCCCUCCACUCGCAUCCCCCCACCACCAGCACACACCACCGCCGCAGCUACACUAACACCGCGACAAAGCACAAUCCCCAAAGCAUCCAAUGCGCCAGUGACUCUCUACCCCAUCACAGGCGGAUCCUCAAGUAUCCCCCAGGAUCUAGUCAAGUUCUUGCACGCGGAGUUCAGCGCGGAGAUUGAGCGGGGGAGUACGUAUCCCAUGGAGAGUGCGAUGGGAUUGGAGGCUUUUGCGGAGUAUUGGUUUGGGACUUUUGCUGUUGUGGCUGUUCUUGAUGAGGAUGGUGCAGCUGGUGAGGACGGGUUGAAGGAGGGGAGGGAGUGGGAGAAGGUUUGUUUGGGGACUUUUUAUAUUAAGCCGAAUUAUCCUGGUCGUUGCUCGCAUAUUUGCAACGCGGGAUUCCUGACUAUAUCCGCAGCACGCGGGAAGGGUGUUGGCCAGCAGAUGGGCGAAGCUUAUUUGGACUUUGCACCGAAGCUGGGAUACAAAUACUCCGUCUUCAACUUGGUUUUCGCUAAUAACCCUGCUUCCAUCCGUAUCUGGGAGAGACUUGGGUUCAGCGUUAUUGGACGGGUUCCUAAGGCGGCGCGUCUGGCUAAUAGCGAGGAGUUGGUGGAUGCGUUGAUUUUUGGACGGGAAUUGGGGAAUUCGAAAUAG
Penicillium subrubescens is the source of this 681-nucleotide messenger RNA. RefSeq names its product GNAT family N-acetyltransferase. Gene Ontology annotation, molecular function: acyltransferase activity, transferring groups other than amino-acyl groups. The transcript is spliced from 3 exons. Lineage: Eukaryota; Fungi; Ascomycota; Eurotiomycetes; Eurotiales; Aspergillaceae. The record is from RefSeq and is a predicted model, not a curated record. The coding region runs from base 1 to 681 and encodes 226 amino acids.